Molecule: messenger RNA, 7368 nt
Organism: Balaenoptera acutorostrata (minke whale)
Lineage: Eukaryota; Metazoa; Chordata; Mammalia; Artiodactyla; Balaenopteridae
Gene: ABCA6
Product: ATP binding cassette subfamily A member 6
Exons: 40
Coding region: 356-5218 (1620 amino acids)
Biological process (GO): lipid transport; transmembrane transport
Cellular component (GO): intracellular membrane-bounded organelle; membrane
Molecular function (GO): ATP binding; ATP hydrolysis activity; ABC-type transporter activity
Source: RefSeq, a predicted model, not a curated record
CUAACCAACCCCGGAACAGUCAUUUCCCUGCAGAAUAAUUGGCUUAGGGAAGAAAAGACAGAAAACAAAACAAGUUCAUCAUGUGCAGAUUGCUCUGGCUACACCCCUUCUCAGAAACCAGCCUGGGUAAGAACUGCUGGGAGUAAGCAUUCAUUUAAAGAAUAUAUGAAGAAGUGGCAAUAAAGAAAUUUUAAUUGUUGCCUUAGACACAAAGACGUGUGCUUUGACAGUGUUUCCAGCGUGCUUUUUUUCUCAUUAUCCUGACAAAUCAAGUUUCAAGUCCUUUGAGUCUGGAUCGUUAUCUGAUGGCCUAACUCUUUUGAUGAAAGUUGUUCAAUUCAAUCUGGAAGGCUAAAUGCAUAUGAAACAGAAAAGUGUGUACCAGCAAACUCAAGCACUUCUGUGCAAGAAUCUUCUUAAGAAAUGGAGGAUGAAAAGACAGAGCUUAUUGGAAUGGGGGUUCCCAAUACUUUUAGGAUUUUAUAUGGGCAUAUUUUCAUAUUUAAAAGAAAAUGUGCAUUUUCCUGAAAUGCCCCCUCAGGAUCUGGGAAGGGUAGAUAAAUUUAAUAGCUCUUCUAUGGAUGUUGUGUACACACCGAUCUCCAACAUAACCCAGCAGAUAAUGAAUAAGACGGCAUGUGCUCCCUUUUUGAAAGGAAGAAGAGUCAUCGGGGCACCAGAUCAAAAAUAUAUGGAUAAAAUACUUCUAGACAAUUUCCCAUACACCGUGGGAGUCAUCUUUAAUGACACUUUUUCUUAUAAGUUAAAAUUUUAUCAGGGAUAUUAUAUUCCGAUUUUGAAGGAAGAUCUUUUCACAGCUCAUUGUUGGGGUGCAGAUAAUGAGUUUUCCUGUUCACUGGCUAAAUACUGGAGUAGAGGAUUCGUGACUUUACAAACUGCCAUUAAUGCUGCUAUUAUACAAAUCACGACGAAUCACUAUGUGAUGGAGGAGUUGAUGUCAGUUACUGCUAUAAAUAUGAAGACAUUACCCUUUAUUUUUAAAGAGAACCUUCAAAAUGAGAUGUUCAUUUUUUACUGCUUGCUUUACUUCUCCCCAUUUAUAUAUUUUUUAUCACUCAAUGUUACAAAAGAGAGAAAAAAGUAUAAGGAUUUGAUGAAAAUGAUGGGUCUACAAGAUUCAGCGUUCUGGCUCUCCUGGGGUUUAAUCUAUGCUGGUUUCAUCUUCAUUACUUCUAUAAUCAUUACAAUUAUCAUAAUAUCUACCCAAAUUAUCAUCAUGACGGGCUUCAUGGUUAUAUUUACCCUCUUUUUCUUAUAUGGCUUAUCUUUGAUAGCUUUGGCAUUCCUGAUGACUGUGCUGUUAAAGAAAACUAUCCUCACCAGUUUGCUUGUGUUUGUCCUCACUCUCUUUUGGGGGGGUGUGGGAUUCACUGCAUUUUAUAGACAACUUCCGUCACCUUUGGAAUGGAUUUUCAGUAUUUGUAGCCCCUUUGCCUUCACUGCUGGAAUUAACCAGAUUAUCCACCUGGAUUAUAAUAUGAAUGGUGUAAUUUUUCCUGACACUUCAGGGGACUCAUAUGUAAUGAUAGCAACUUUUUCCAUAUUGGCUUUUGAUGCUCUUUUGUACUUGGUGUUGGCGUUAUACUUUGACAAAAUCUUGCCCUAUGGAAAUGAGCACCGUUACUCUCCAUUAUUUUUCCUGAACUCAUCAUCUUGUUUCCAACACCAAAGGACUGAUAGUAAGGUCAUUCAGAAAGAAGUAGAUCCUGAGUUCCCCUCUGAUGAUUAUUUUGAACCAGUAGCUCCAGAAUUCCAAGGAAAAGAAGCCAUCAGAAUCAGAAAUGUUAAAAAAGAAUAUAAAGAAAAAACUGGAAAAGUGGAAGUAUUGAAAGGCUUGUUCUUUGACAUAUACGAAGGUCAAAUCACAGCAAUUCUGGGUCACAGUGGAGCUGGCAAAUCUUCCUUGCUAAACAUCCUUAAUGGAUUGUCUGUUCCAACAGAAGGAUCAGUUACCAUCUAUAAUAAAAAUCUCUCUGAAAUGCAAGACUUGGAGGAAAUCCAAAAGAUAACUGGUGUUUGUCCUCAAUUCAAUGUUCAGUUUGACAUGCUCACUGUGAAGGAAAACCUCAGGCUGUUUGCUAAAAUAAAAGGGAUUCCGCCACAGGAAGUGGAACAAGAGGUACAAAGAAUUUUAUUGGAGUUGGACAUACAGAACAUUCAGAAUAAUAUUGCUACACAUUUAAGUGAAGGUCAGAAAAGAAAGCUGACCAUUGGGAUUGCCAUUUUAGGAGACCCUCAAGUUUUGCUAUUAGAUGAGCCAACUGUGGGAUUGGAUCCCUUCUCAAGGCAUCGAGUGUGGAGCUUCCUCAAGGAGCACAAAGCAGACCGCGUGAUCCUCUUGAGUACCAACUUCAUGGAUGAAGCUGACAUCCUGGCUGAUAGAAAAGUGAUCCUGUCCAGCGGGAGGAUGAAGUGUGCGGGUUCCUCUGUCUUUCUGAAGAGAAGAUGGGGUCUUGGGUAUCACUUAAGUUUGUACAGAAAUGAAACAUGUGAUCCAGAAAAAAUAACAUCCCUCAUUAAUCAUCACAUCCCUGAUGCCAAACUGAAAACAGAAAGCAAAGAAAAGCUUGUGUAUACUUUGCCUGUGGAAAGGACGAAUAAAUUUCCAGACCUUUUCAGUGAUCUCGAUAAGAGUUCUGGCCUGGGCGUGAUGGGCUAUGACGUUUCCACGUCAACUCUGAAUGAAGUCUUCAUGAAACUGGAAGGAACAUCAACUGCUGAGCAAGAGAUGAUGGGGGACACAGGACGCCUACCUGAAAUGGAUCCACCUUGCUCUUCUCUCCCUGAGAUGCAGCCGGCUGUGAGUGCCAUGGGCCUCUGGAGACUGCAGGUCUGUGCAAUGGCACGGCUCCGUUUCUUAAAGUUAAAGCAUGGGAAGAAAGCGUUUUUGACCCUGUUAUUUGUAUUUGGAAUUGCAAUGUUCCCUCUGAUUGUGGAAAGCAUACUCUAUGCUGUAUUGAAUCAAAAGACUGAUUGGGACUUUAAACCCGAACUGUAUUUCCUCUCUCCUGGACAACUUCCCCAAGACCCUCGUACCAGCUUACUGAUCAUCAACAACACAGAAUCAAAUAUUGAAGAUUUUAUACAGUCACUGAAGCACCAAAAUAUACUUUUGGAAGUAGAUGACUUUGAAAAUAGAAAUGGUACUGAUGACCCAUCUUACAAUGGAGCUAUCAUAGUUUCUGGUAAAAAAAGGGAUUAUAGAUUUUCAGUUGUAUGCAAUACCAAGAGACUGCACUGUUUUCCUACUCUUAUGAAUAUUGUCAGCAAUGGGUUACUUCAAAUGCUUAAUCAUACACAGUAUAUUCGAACCGAGAGAAGCUCAUUUCCUUUUAAUUAUGCACUGUUCUGGACUGGGUUGCCAGAAGGGUCCUUUUUCUUAUUUUUCGUCGUGUGCAGCAUUUCUCCUUACAUCGCCAUGAAUAGUGUCAGCGAUUACAAAAAGAGAACUAAGUCCCAGCUGUGGAUUUCAGGACUCUUCCCUUCUGCUUACUGGUGUGGUCAGGCCCUGGUGGACGUUAACCUCUACAAUUUCAUUCUCCUUUCAAUGUAUUCAGUUUUCUACGCGGCAAACAUGGUGCACAUUCAUCUCACAAGUCGAGCUGUGCUUGCUUUGGCUGUCAUUACGCUUGGUUACGCAGUUUCUCUUGUCUUCCUGACAUACGUGAUAUCAUUUAUUUUUCGGAAGAGGAGAAAAAAUAGUGGCCUUUGGUCAUUUUGCUUCUAUAUGACUGCAGUCAUCACGUUUGGCAUCAUUAUAAUAAAUCAAUUCGACUUCCGUGUCUUGAUGGUUUGCAUGGUAUUAGUUCCCUCAAUGACCUUGGGUGGAUUUAUAGGUUUUUUGGAAGAGAGAGCCCACAAAUACCAAAUAAAAUAUCAAGACCCAAACUAUGACCUGAAUGCAACUGAUCUUCUAGUAUGCCUAAUACCUUACUUUCAGGCUUUGCUUUUCAUUUUUGUUCUACGAUGCUUGGAAAUAAAGUGUGGAAAGAAAAUAAUGCAAAAGGAUCCUGUUUUCAGAAUUUCCCCUAAAAGUAGAGAUGGUCGUCCAAAUCCAGAAGAACCUGUAGAUGAAGAUGAAGACGUUCAGGCAGAAAGAAUAAGAACGGCAACUGCCCUAACCAUUUCCACAGAGGAGAAACCAGUCAUAAUUGCUAGCUGUCUACACAAAGAAUAUGCAGGCCAGAAGAAAAGGUGCUUUUCAAGGAGGAAGAAGAAAAUAGCAGCAAGAAAUGUCUCCUUCUGUGUUAAAAAAGGUGAAAUUUUGGGAUUGCUAGGACCUAAUGGCGCUGGUAAAAGCUCAUCUAUUAGAAUGAUAUCUGGGGUCAUGAAGCCAACAGCUGGAGAGGUGGAACUGACCGGAUACGGUUCGGUUCUGGGUCAUCAGGGGGACGGCAGCGUCCGGUCCCUGGGGUACUGUCCCCAGGAGAACGUGCUGUGGCCCAUCCUGACAGCGCGCGAACAUCUGGAGGUGUUCGCCGCGGUGAAAGGGCUGCGUAAAGCGGACGCCAGCGUUGCCAUUUCACGAUUGGUGGACGCCUUCAAACUGCACGAACAGCUGAAUGUUCCAGUGCAGAAAUUAACAGCAGGAGCUACUAGAAAGUUGUGUUUUGUGCUGAGUAUCCUGGGAGAUCCGCCUGUCCUGCUUCUGGAUGAACCGUCUACAGGCUUGGAUCCAACAGAGCAGCAGCACAUGUGGCAGACGAUCCAGACAGCCAUUAAGAACACGGAGAGGGGCGCCCUCCUGACCACCCACUACCUGGCCGAGGCCGAGGCCGUGUGCGACCGUGUGGCCGUGAUGGUGUCCGGAAGGCUGAGAUGCAUCGGUUCCAUCCAACACCUGAAAAACAACCUUGGCAAGGAGUACAUUCUCGAACUAACAGUGAAGGAAACUUCUCAAGUGCCAUUGGUCCACACCGAGGUUCUGAAGCUUUUCCCGCACGCUGCACAGCAGGAGAGGUAUUCCUCCUUCUUGGCCUAUAAACUGCCCACGGAGGAUGUUCGCCCUCUGUCUCAGGCCUUUCACAAAUUAGAAGCAGUGAAACAUAACUUUAACCUGGAAGAAUACAACCUCUCUCAGUGCACCUUGGAAAAGGUGUCCUUAGAGCUUUCUAAGGAGCAGGAGCUGGGAAAUUUUGAUGAAGAGGUUGAUACAACCAUGAGAUGGAAACUCCUUCCUCAUUCAGAAGACCCUUGAAACCUCAGACCUAAUCAUUCUUUGUUGAUGUCUUAUAAGCUUAUGUCAUAUGUAAUAAUUAGCAGUGUAUAUAAUUUAAAAAUUAUUAACAUCAAUAUUAGGUAUAUUUAGUCAAUAAAUGAAUAAAUUUAAAAAAUUAUUCUUCCCUUUAACUUUUGGAGUGGUAGAAGAUCUAUAAUAAAGGCAAUACAAAGUAUUAGUAGAGAUACCUGAAGAGCCGUGCAUAGGGUGUUGUGAAAAUAAAGCCACACAUUUGGAAUUUUUUGAAAUAUGACUUUUUUAGAAGUAUGAUGACUUUCUAAAAUUCCCUUGCUGACAAAGGUGAGGGACGUAUUCAACAGCUAGAAACUGCAUGAUUGUUGCAGACCAGUUUGUGAUACAUUGGGUGUAUGAGUUUGCUUUAAUACACAGGUACAACCCAGGGUCUUCCUCUGAAAUCUCUUCAGAAAUUGUUUUAAAAGUCACAGGAUUAGGAGUUCCUUGUAUUCACAAAUGAACAAGCAUGUGCUUUCGAAAAGUAGUUCAAAUAUACCUUUUGAAAACAAUGAGAAUCACAGCAGUAUUUGUUCAGAUUUUCAAAAAUUUGAGUAUGUUCUUAUGAUUGUGGGGGGCACUGAUUUCCUGUAUCACCUGAUCAGUAGUUUUCUGUGUAUUUACUGCUAUUUUAAGAAGAUAUAUGCACACAUGUGCGCAUAUCUUCUGUAUUACUCAAAGUCUGUGCUAGCUUUACAUAUUAUUUUAUUUUUUCCCUUAAACAAUAGCUAUUUCAUUUUGAAUAUCAUCAGAAAAUUUUUUGAAGACAAAGCAGUAUUCUUGCUGCUUUCUGAGGGUGAUACGUUGCAUAACUUUUUAAAAAGUUGUUAUGCUCAUAGAAGAAAAUGUGUAUAAUAGAGGAAAAUAUAGAAAUUGAAUGUACUGAAUAAAAGAGUCACUACCAUUUCUCCAUACCCCCCAAUCAACUAUUUCCUUUUUUCUUUAGUGCAUUUUUUACAUGGUUAGAAUCAUGAUAGUACAUAUAAUUUCCUGAUUAAAUACAUAUGCAUAUUUGCUGAUAUAACAUUGAAAUUGUUUUAAUUUACUUUUAAACUUAUGGUGAGGUUGCAGCUUUAUAUGUUUGCAUUUUAUUUUGUGUUAUUUGUAUUCUUUGUUCAUUUAUGAUUGUACUUUCAUCUUUUUCUUAUCCAUUUUAUAAACUUUUUACAUGGUUAAAUAUUUUAUCUGUGUAUUUUACAUAUAUCAUAAUUAUAUCUGGAACAUUAUAUUUCCAAAUCUAUGAUAAAUGACUUAUAGUUUACUGUUUAUUCAGGAGCCCUUAGUACCCUACAAAAGUAAAUCCAUAUCACAAUGAGAGCUGAUUUUAAAUUAUUUCUAAACUCAAGCAAUAAAUAAUCCUGUCUUGCUCAGCUGUGUAACAUGACAACAUAUACAAUCAUUUUACAUAACAGUAUGAUGAUAUCUUUACUUACACUCUUUAUAAAUGAUAUAUUUUCUUAACUGUUAUAGAAAUAUGUUUACAAAGUACUGAAUAACCAAUAUCAGAUGUAGUACUAUGGAUAUUUUAAAAGAUUAAUCUGGAUGUAGUUUGCUAAAACCAUCAUAAUACAGUUGUUUUUGAAGAUAUUAACUUUUGUUUUUAUUAGGAUUGUGUUGAAGAGCAGGUGAUUGGGUUCCAAAAGAGAAGGUCAUUAGAACAAAACAAAGGAAGGGAUUUUUUUUUAAAAAAGGAUAGAGAGUUUGUACCAUCUCUAAUUUUAUUGUGGACAGGUCUUGUACUGGGUUUGUUCUCUGUUUUCCUAACAUCCCCUUGCAGGGGAAGCUGACUUCCCCUUCUUUGCCUCACAGUUCCCUUCUUUGCCUCACAGUUCCCUUCUUUGAUGGGUGGCUUCCAGUUGGGUUUGACCAACCCAACAGAAAGUAGCAGCAAGAGACGGGAAGAGAAAGGUCAGAGGGUCUCUCUCCUCCUCCCGCUGCUGUAGUUUCAGAUCUCAAGCAGUAGAUGCAUCUUUCCAGGCCUAUAAUCUUUGUCCCCCUCCGGUUACACCCACUUGCUUCUGCCUCCCCCCUCCCCGUAGUGUUGACCCCAGGACCCCUCUCUCACCUAGUCCACACUCAGCCACCAGCAAUUCAUCAAAAUCCCCAUUUAAGUGUUU